CUUGCCUUCGCCUUGGUUUGUGACCCCCAAGAGAAUCUAUCGUUGGCCGAAAUCACCCUGCGCCGCCUGGCCCCCCGCCUGCUCACCUCCCUGCGCCUCCUCGGCCCCGGCGCCGACGUCCUGCUCCGACCCGAGACCACCGACAUCCUCCUCGAUCGUCUCCUGCCCCACGGGCAGAUGCUUUUCCUCAACGAACAUUUCCUCCAG
Messenger RNA from Phaethon lepturus (White-tailed tropicbird), 207 nucleotides. It is a transcript of the gene AP5S1, whose product is annotated as adaptor-related protein complex 5, sigma 1 subunit. Gene Ontology annotation, biological process: endosomal transport; double-strand break repair via homologous recombination. The transcript has a single exon. The annotation marks the transcript as partial. The record is from RefSeq and is a predicted model, not a curated record. Gene Ontology annotation, cellular component: cytosol; lysosome; AP-type membrane coat adaptor complex. Lineage: Eukaryota; Metazoa; Chordata; Aves; Phaethontiformes; Phaethontidae.